AUGGAUUUCCAGACCGUCAUAGCUAGCAGCAAUGGCACUGAUGAUGGUGGAAAGUCGCCAAGCGGCCCGUCGUCUUUCUCAGCAGUAGCUGCCGCUUUUGUGCCAACAUUCGUGACAGCCAGUCUGUUCGUGUCGGCUUUCGUAAUAAUCAGGCCGAAAUUCCCAAAGAUCUACUUCCCCAGGACAUACCUUGGCACGAUACCAAAAAAGGACCACACGCCAUGCCAAAGUCAUUCGUACUGGGACUGGGUGCAUACUAUGAGGGUGGUGCCCGACAAGUUCACCCUCUAUCAUCAGUCCAUCGACUCGUACCUUUUCUUGCGAUUUCUCCGGACCAUGAUCUUCAUCUGUGUAGUAGGCUGUGUUUUGACAUGGCCAAUCCUGAUGCCGAUCAAUGCUGCUGGUGGAGGAACUGGCAGUGAGCUGGACCGGGUUUCUAUCGGUAACGUCGCAGAAGAAAGGUAUCUCUAUGCUCACGCUAUCAUCGCCUGGGUAUUCUUUGGCUUCGUGAUGUUUACUGUGGCAAGAGAGCGACUCUGGCUCAUUGGACUGCGGCAAGCGUGGAAUUUGUCCAAACCAAUUGCGAACAGGCUAUCGUCACGCACUGUGCUAUUUCUGUCAGCGCCUACCGCCGCCCUAGACGAAAGCAACAUGCGACGUUUCUUCGGUGACGAUGCUGUCAAAGUCUGGCCUGUGGCGAAGGCUGAGAAGCUGCAGAGCCUCAUCUCUUCUAGAGAUGCAAAGAUUGACGAGCUCGAGAUUGCAGAAAUAUCGCUGAUACAGAAAGCCAAUGAAGAAGGACGAAGGGGCCAAAAGAGAAACCACGGACAGAGAAUUACCUACGGUAGCCUCCCCGAUAGUGUCAAGCAGUCACUAAGGCCCACGCAAAGACUUAAAACGACGAAGCCAGUGGGCAAGCAAGUGGACGGCAUUGAUUGGGCUCGAGAUCAGCUGUUAGAAAAGGAGGAGGAGAUUCAGAAGGCCCGAGAAUCGAACGAGAGUGCCACAAGCCAGCACGGUGCAGCUGCAGUAUUCGUUCAAUUCCGCACACAGUCUGCUGCCCAAGCAGCAUACCAGCAAGUUGUUUCGUCGGAUGUGUUGUCUCUCACACCUCGUUUUAUUGGAGUCCUGCCUAGCGAGGUUUUCUGGAACAACCUCACUAUAGAGCCUGCGCGGCGUAUAUCGCAGGGUAUCCUCGCUCAUGCACUCGUCAUUGCCCUGAUAAUUUUCUGGUCGAUCCCAGUCGCAUUCGUCGGCGCAGUGUCGAACGUAACAUAUCUAGCAGAGAACUUCAAAUUUCUCAGUUUCCUCAAUCACUUGCCGGAUAGCGUCAUUAACCUUUUGACCGGAUUGGUACCGCCUCUGCUUCUCAGCGCGCUGAGUAAGUACGUACCGAAGAUCUUUAGAUACAUCUUUACGACAUUUGGCGAACCCACCAAGACAUCUACCGAGUUGAAGGUCCUGAAGUGGUACUAUGUCUUCCAAGUCUUGCAGGUCUUUCUGAUAACUUCGUUGUCUUCCGGUGCUGCGACAGUCGUCUCACAGAUUGUGAAGAACCCUAACAAGAUACCUGAACAGCUUGCAGAGCGCUUGCCUCGAGCCUCUAACUCCUACCUUACUUACUUCGUUGUGCAAGGCCUCACCAGCGCUUCUGACAAUCUGCUGAACUACUCUGACGUUCUAUCUUUUGUCUUCUUUGACAAGUUCUUCGACAAAACGCCACGUCAGAAGUACAACAGCUACAUCGCCUUGAAAGGAAUGCAAUGGGGUAAACUGUUCCCCAAGUAUGUUAACUUCGUUAUCAUUGCGAUUGUGUACUCUUGCAUUGCACCCUUAGUUCUUGGUUUCGCGGCCGCAGGUCUUGUCCUGUUCUACCUCAGUUACCGCUACAUGUUGCUCUUCACCGCGCAACCAAAAGUCGACACCAAGGGACACUGCUACACUCUUGCACUGCAGCAGAUGCUUACCGGCGUCUACAUCGCCGAGCUCUGCCUGAUCGGGCUUUUCAGCCUUCGAGGUGCAUUCGGGCCCACGAUCUUGCUCGGCAUUCUGUUCAUCGCCACCGUCAUCUUUAAUAUACUUACAAACCGUUACUUUGCACCGCUCGAGCAAUACCUGCCAGCCGACCUAGCUCUCGACGGCAGCAGCGACGAGGAUGACGAAGAAGCCCCACUCCUGUCUUCCGCAGAGCAGGGUCAAUCUGACGCUAUCCAGCGCGAGGAGACGCGCAUCCAACGCAUUAGCAGUACUAUGCGUGUCUCGCCUAAAGUCACUGGCCCGCUGGCUCGUUUCUUCGAGCCGCACAUAUUCGCGAGUCAUUUGGCAAUGAAGCGAUGGAUUCAGGAUGGCGAUUUUGACAAAGACUAUAUACCAGAAUACAGCGACGAAGACAUACGCAAAGCAUACCUCAAUCCCGCAUACACGAGCCAGACGCCAGUCGUCUGGUUGGCCAAGGACGACAUGGGCGUCAGCCAGAGGGAGAUUCAAGAGAACGAGAAGAAAGAAAUUAAGUGCAGCGACGAGGGGGCCUGGAUUGACAAGGAGGGAAACCUGAAAUGGAGCGUGGACGACUUUGAGAAGGUGCCUAUCUUCAAGAAGACCAAGCAAUGGUAG
Molecule: messenger RNA, 2613 nt
Organism: Ascochyta rabiei
Lineage: Eukaryota; Fungi; Ascomycota; Dothideomycetes; Pleosporales; Didymellaceae
Exons: 4
Coding region: 1-2613 (870 amino acids)
Cellular component (GO): plasma membrane
Molecular function (GO): calcium-activated cation channel activity
Source: RefSeq, a predicted model, not a curated record